ACCCCACCAUUCCCUUCACCGCGCUUUCUCUUUCUCUCUUUUUUCUGUUCUACAAUCUCUUCCCUUCAUCCUCCUCUUUCAGAUCUCCCUUUAUUUUUCUCCCUUUUCGUUUUUCUUCGAUUUUGAGAUCUAGGGCUUUUUAAUUUCCGCAAUUACUCGCACCGCUUAUCUUUUCUUCGUUCUAGGGUUCCGAUUUGCCAUUCAAUUCGGUUUUCCAUUGUGGGUUGUGUCCGGAUUCUCGAUCGGUUCCCUUUUCUUCUUCUUUUUUUUUUUUUUUACUCUUAAAAGUUUUCUGGGUGUCGUUUUGUUUGAGGUUGUUUUUCUGAGAAAAAAAGUUAAAAAAAAUCCUUUUUUUCCGGAUAUUUGUGCGUUGAGAUCAUGGGGGGCUCUGAAGGGGUGGGAGCAUCGUCGAAGCAAUUCGGUGUCACAAAGCCCAUAUCAAUGGCUGGCCCAUCGGCUACUGAUUUGCAAAGGACUCGUGAGUUAGAGAAGUUUCUCGCUGUUUCGGGGCUUUACGAGAGCAAGGAUGAAGCUGCCAAGAGGGAAGAGGUUCUUCACCGGCUUGGAGAGAUAGUUAAAAGUUGGGUGAAGCAACUGACCCGCCUUAGGGGAUACACUGGUCAAAUGGUGGAGGAUGCAAAUGCUAUCAUUUUGACUUUUGGUUCUUAUCGGCUUGGUGUUCAUGGUCCUGGGGCUGACUUGGACACUUUAUGCAUUGGGCCGUCCUAUGUAACCCGAGAGGAGGAUUUUUUCUACACAUUGCAUGAUAUCUUAGCUAACGUGGAGGAAGUCACAGAAUUGCAACCAAUUCCGGAUGCUCAUGUCCCAGUUAUGAAAUUCAAGUUUGAUGGAAUAUCAAUUGACCUCCUCUAUGCCAGUAUUUCUAGAUUGGUUUUACCUGAAGACUUGGAUAUAUCUGAUGUCUCUGUUCUACACAAUGUUGAUGAGCCUACCGUGCGAAGUUUGAAUGGCUGUAGGGUUGCAGAUCAAAUUCUAAAGCUUGUUCCUAAUAUUGAGCACUUUCGUACAACACUUCGCUGCUUGAAAUUUUGGGCCAAAAGGCGAGGCAUUUAUUCUAAUGUGACUGGUUUUCUAGGUGGUGUUAACUUGGCACUUCUUGUAGCCCGAGUGUGCCAGUUUUAUCCGAAUGCAGUUCCAAGUAUGCUUGUUUCCAGAUUCUUCAGGGUAUAUACACAGUGGCGGUGGCCAACUCCUGUCAUGUUAUGUCCAAUAGAGGAGAAUGAGCUUGGGUUUCCUGUUUGGCAUCCUGGUAAAAAUCCCCGUGACAGAUCCCAUCAUAUGCCAAUCAUUACUCCUGCCUAUCCGUGUAUGAAUUCUAGUUAUAAUGUUUCUACGAGCACCCUUCGUGUAAUGAUGGACCAGUUCCAAUAUGGCAACAAGAUCUGUGGGGAAAUAGAAUUGAGUAGAGCUUGUUGGAAGGCUCUGUUUGAACAGUACAGUUUCUUUGAAAGCUAUAAAAACUACUUGCAAGUUGACGUAGUUGCUGCUGAUGCCGAUGACUUGCGCAGUUGGAAAGGUUGGGUGGAAUCACGGCUUCGCCAGCUGACUUUGAUGAUUGAACGUGACACUUUUGGGAAGUUGCAAUGUCAUCCCUAUCAUCAUGAGUUUGUGGAUACUUCAAGGCAGUGUGCACAUUGUGCUUUCUUUAUGGGUUUGCAGAGGAAACAGGGAGAGGUUGUUCAAGAAGGUCAGCAAUUUGAUAUACGAGGGACAGUUGAAGAAUUUCGGCAUUCUGUUAAUAUGUACAUGUUCUGGAAACCGGGGAUGGAGAUUUAUGUAUCUCAUGUUCGUAGAAGGCAAAUUCCAUUCUAUGUUGUUCCUGAUGGUUAUAAACGAUCUCGGCUAUCAAGGCCAACAUCACAAGUUGAGAAUUGUAAAUCAUUUCAUAAUGAGGUUUCGGGGACUGAACAUGUUGAGAGAAUCCGUAAGAGGAAGAACAAUGACGGUGUGGAUGUGAGGGGGGAUGCUAUAGUUAAAAGGCAAUCUGCUAGUCCUUCUGAAGAUAGAUUGGCAAGACACAGCAGCCUUGGUACUGGUGGUUUGUCUGUUGAAGCUGUAUCUGAUAGACAAGAGUUGAGAAAUGUUGAGUGCAAUCAUUUGUCAAACAGUGGGCAAGAUGAGUUGGAUAGAACAGAGUCUCCAGAAGCUGCUUCAAAUUCUAGUGUGAUUACAUCUGUUGGUUCUUCUGAAGAUACUGGAUCUGUAACAGUGGCAGGAUGUGUUGAGGAAAGCACCGGGGGUGUUGAAAUGAUGAACAAUGGCUGGUUUGAGGAUAGCACUUAUGGGAAUGAUUCUGUCACACUGGUGAAAAAUAUAGUGGCAAGUGGAAAUGAAGUGUUUCAACAUGAGCUACAGGAGCAGUUUCAGAUUGGACAGCCAAGUGCACUGAUGUGCAAGGUCUUCCCUGGAGUACUGUAAAGCCAAAAUGCAAUGAUUGUAUGGCUUUCGGUGAUGCAUGAUAUCUUCACUAAAUCUGAGUGAUGUAUUAGAGAUAGCCUUCUAAAGGCUGCUCGUGCACAUUUGAAGAAUUUUGCACAUCUACUGUUAUAUUAUUUCAAUUGUUAUAACCUUUUUGUUAGCUUAUCUUACAAUGUUGUGUACUGACCAAUUUACCUUUUUUUUCCUGGGGCUUUAUUCUGAAGCCGAAUGCAACGCUAGGGAUGGUUCUUGAUUCUGCAGAAAAGGUUAUUUCAGAAGUUGUGCAAGAGCCGGUGAUAAGGCAUGUUCUUGUUUAAUAAUUAUUGUUUUUAGAGCUGGUCUAUCUGGAUUUUGUCUUUAUGCUGUCUCUUGUGCUUUUUGAUGUAUCAGGAGAUUGAGACUAUCAUCGACAGUGUGAGAUAUCAGUAGCAAUAUCUGGAAGUGGCAAUCUUUCAGUGGAGAAAGAAGAGAGCCAGCAAUUUGGGUAAGUACUAAUUUAAAUGGCUGGCCUUCAUUUCUCUAUUUUUUUCAGGCUUGCUUGAUCAUUCAAGCUUGCAAAUUGGGACUGAUCCGAAUCAAGCUGAAGAGCUGGAGCUGAGAUUUGUCAGCCCUUUGUACAGUUUUGCAUUUUUUGUGCAUUUGACUCGAUUAACUUUACUAGAAGCUCUGUUUAGGAUUCUUACUAAACUUAGGGGCAUAUUUUAAAGGCUCUUGCUGUACUUUGCUGUUGUUUUUGCUUUUUUUUUAGGGCUAGGGAGAUCCGGGGAGGGUGGGGGUUGGGUAGUGUUUUCUACUUUUCUAGCAGAGGGAGUUUAUUUAGCAGCAAGGCUUAUAUACUGAUAUUGUUGUACUGCCUGAGAGGUUAGCAUAUAAACAUGACAGUGAUAUGGCAACUGCUGUCUCAACCUUCUGCUGUACAUUUCUUGGUUUCUCGCCUCUGCUCAACAUCCAACAAUUAGUACUA
Glycine soja is the source of this 3403-nucleotide messenger RNA. Its product is annotated as nuclear poly(A) polymerase 4-like. NCBI's taxonomy places the organism in Eukaryota, Viridiplantae, Streptophyta, Magnoliopsida, Fabales, Fabaceae. The record is from RefSeq and is a predicted model, not a curated record. The transcript has 11 exons. Gene Ontology annotation, cellular component: nucleus. Gene Ontology annotation, molecular function: poly(A) RNA polymerase activity; RNA binding. The coding region runs from base 379 to 2439 and encodes 686 amino acids.